Uncinocarpus reesii 1704 is the source of this 270-nucleotide messenger RNA. RefSeq lists its product as uncharacterized. The coding region runs from base 1 to 270 and encodes 89 amino acids. NCBI's taxonomy places the organism in Eukaryota, Fungi, Ascomycota, Eurotiomycetes, Onygenales, Onygenaceae. The record is from RefSeq and is a predicted model, not a curated record. The transcript has 3 exons.
AUGAGAUUUACCCUCGGCCCCAUUCCCUUUCGCUCGCGGGAUCAAUUGUUCCUGAUGAGCCUAGUGACAAAAAGGGCCAUCCCCACAAUCAACAGCUUUGUGCAUGGGGGUGGCUUUGGUCGAGCUGCUGUGGAUACCGCACAGAACGAGGUUACGCAGCUCCGUAUUCCUUUCGGGAUAUCCAACUGGACUCGCCCGAAAGACGGCGGCGGCAACGACUGCGGCCGUCCUACUUCGCUUGAGACGAGAAAGUCCACCGGCGUCGAUUGA